CCGCCGCUGCCGUCCCCCGGCCCCGCCCCGCGAGGCGGCUGGAGGAGGGGGCUGUGGCCGGCGUGGGGCUGGGAAGAGGAAGCGGGGAAACGCUCCCAGGCGGCAGCAGCGGCGGGCGGGGUCACGAACUCUGACCUUUCACAGGGGCACGGCACAAAACCAAAACAACCCCCCCCACUAACAAAUAACACUACCCGAGCCCCCCCCUACCCCCCGCCCUCUCGGGCCCGUCGCCCAGCACCGCUGCCUAACAGGCCCGGUUGGACCCGGGUCACCGUCGGGGCACGUUUGGCGCCAAAGCCUGAGGUUCUCUAAUGAUCUUGCUUCACCAUGGCAACCAAUAUGGAAGUGCUGGCUCAGCAGAUAGUGGAGACACAGCAGGUGGCUGAGGUACAGACUGUUCAGACAUCAUUAUCUGAAUCUCCAGUGAUGACCAGCCCCUCUCAACGCAUCCAAAUUAUCUCUACAGACUCUUCUGUAGCUUCACCACAGCGCAUUCAGAUUGUGACAGAUCAGCAAACAGGACAGAAAAUCCAGAUAGUUACAGCAGUGGACUCAUCAGUGUCUCCAAAGCAACAGUUUAUCUUGACCAGUCCAGAUGGAACUGGAACAGGAAAGGUGAUAUUGGCAGCACCUGAAACAUCUAAUGCCAAGCAACUUAUCUUUACUACCACUGACAACAUUGUACCAGGCAGAAUUCAGAUUGUGACAGACUCUGCUUCAGUGGAACGUUUGUUGGGUAAAGCUGAUGUCCAGCGACCACAAGUAGUAGAAUAUUGUGUUGUUUGUGGCGAUAAAGCGUCAGGUCGUCACUAUGGUGCUGUCAGUUGCGAGGGAUGCAAAGGUUUCUUUAAAAGGAGUGUAAGAAAGAAUUUGACCUACAGUUGUCGUAGCAACCAGGACUGUAUCAUCAAUAAACACCAUCGGAAUCGUUGCCAGUUUUGUAGGCUUAAGAAAUGCCUAGAGAUGGGCAUGAAAAUGGAAUCGGUUCAGAGUGAAAGAAAGCCCUUUGAUGUACAACGGGAGAAACCAACCAACUGUGCAGCUUCAACUGAAAAAAUCUAUAUCAGGAAAGACCUAAGAAGCCCUCUCAUAGCAACACCAACAUUUGUAGCAGAUAAAGAUGGUGCCCGGUCAACAGGUCUUCUUGAUCCAGGAAUGCUUGUGAAUAUUCAGCAGCCAUUGAUACGGGAUGAUGGUACAGUCCUGCUAGCUACAGACUCCAAGGCUGAGACAAGUCAGGGUGCUUUAGGAACACUGGCAAAUGUUGUAACAUCCCUUGCCAGCCUCAGUGAGUCACUUAAUAAUGGAGAUACUUCUGAAAUCCAACAAGAGGAUCAAUCUGCAAGCGAGAUCACUCGGGCAUUUGAUACUUUAGCUAAAGCACUUAAUACCACAGAUGGCACAGUAGCUCAGAACUUGGCAGAUGGGAUGGAUCCUACAGGAGGAGGGAAUAUUCACGUAAUCAGCAGAGAUCAGUCAACACCAAUCAUUGAAGUGGAAGGACCCCUGCUUACAGAUACACAUGUCACAUUUAAGCUAACAAUGCCUAGUCCAAUGCCAGAAUACCUUAAUGUACAUUACAUCUGUGAGUCGGCAUCACGACUGCUUUUCCUCUCAAUGCACUGGGCUAGAUCCAUCCCUGCUUUUCAAGCACUUGGACAGGACUGUAACACAAGCCUAGUUCGUGCCUGCUGGAAUGAGCUAUUUACCUUAGGCCUAGCACAAUGUGCCCAGGUGAUGAGCCUAUCUACUAUCCUAGCAGCUAUCGUCAACCACCUGCAGAACAGCAUACAGGAAGAAGUAGAAGAACCAGACGUAUAUGUAGCCAGAAAAUUACAGAAUACUACAUAUGUCAUGAAACUAGCAAGGAUUAGUACCAGGAUGAAGCUGAAAAGUUUGAUACGUGAUAAGCUUUCCGGAGACAGAAUAAAGCAAGUCAUGGAACACAUCUGGAAACUUCAGGAGUUCUGUAACAGCAUGGCCAAGCUUGAUAUUGAUGGAUAUGAAUAUGCAUACCUUAAAGCUAUAGUCCUCUUUAGCCCUGAUCACCCUGGUCUGACAAGUUCAAGCCAAAUAGAAAAAUUCCAAGAGAAGGCACAGAUGGAGUUGCAAGACUAUGUCCAAAAAACCUAUCCGGAAGAUACUUAUAGGUUAGCCCGGAUUCUAGUUCGCCUGCCAGCACUUAGACUGAUGAGCUCUAGUAUUACAGAGGAACUUUUUUUUACUGGCCUCAUAGGAAAUGUUCCGAUUGACAGCAUAAUCCCAUACAUCCUCAAAAUGGAAACAGCAGAGUAUAAUGGUCAAAUAACUGGCACGUCUGCAUAGUCGGAACAAUGCAUCUUGAUGGAUCAAAGUAAUUUUAGUUAAACAAGUAACUACACAAUUAAGAUAAAUAAGUUGAAAAAAAAUGACAUUUUGGUAUGUACAAAUAUUUCCAACAUGUUACCUGUUUCCUACCAGACUGCUCCUUGACUAUUUAUUUCCAGUGACAAAGUAUAAAAAGCUAUUAAGACACCUCCAGCUAGGACCCUUUUCUGCCACAAGGAGUGUUUUGAUGCCUUUCAUUCAAAAGGCUGUAGAUUACUGAAUAUACUUUUAACAUGCUUUGUAUUUAGAAAUUAUCAAUGGGCAAAAAUAGAGUUUUAUAAUGUCAGAGAUUAGUAUUAAAAAUUGCUAAAAGAAGAACAGUAUGUAUAUAUUUAAAUUUGUCCUUGGAAUUAAUAUCUAAUAAUUACCAGGGUAUAAUGAUGAUAGCACUUUCUAAGCACUUCUUGUCAAAGCGAUAAUGUCAUCAACAUUUUACUUAUGAGCAGGGCAAAUGGAAAAUUGCAUAUGUUUUUGGUCAAAAUGCUAGUAAUUUCUGUGAAGGCUAUAGGAGACAAUCAUUUAUACUACAAAAAAUUGCUAUUAAUAAUGUUAUGCAUUUAAUGGUAAAGUGGAAAUUUAAAGCAAAUUUCUACACUGUUAGCACUAAACUCUGCUAAAUUAGUGAAAAUGAGGUUUAUUUGACAUAAUCAUAAUAACUAUAGUAUAAUUAGCAGCAUUAAUAAAUGCUACCGAAAUUGCCCAAAUUGGAAGGCAGAAUACCAAUUUCUUGCCAUAGUAAUAAUGAAACUUUCAGAUUCCUGAAAGUUUCAAUUCCAGCCUGGCAUAGAUGUUUACACAGUCAUGAUAGAUGUUAUUCCAACAGGAUGACUUUUGGUUGUGGGGGAAAUCAAUCAUGGGGGAAAGCAGUCAUUAACUGGCAGGGAAGCAAUCCUUUCAGAUAAAGUCAUGCACUCCUAGGCUCUGUGUAUACUUUUUAUAUUUCCAAAUUCAUUCCUUCUGUCUGCAGCCCUAAAUGACCCUCACCAUCCUAGGAGCCAAAGGGGAUGAUUGUGACUUUGUUAGAGCCCAGAAUGCUGCUGUCAGCUAAGGGAUAUGUGCAGAAUAUGAGAUUCUCUUCCUUUCCCAGGGACUGAGCAUCCUGUCUUUGCAGUGCUCCCUACCCGUUCUGACCCAGUUCUAAAUUGGAGUGUCAGCUGGGUUUUUUAUAUUCAUUCAUGUGCAGUUACAGUUAAUGAUGAUUGUUUGGAGUUAGAAUACUAACAAUCUUUGUUUUUAUCUUGGGUAGUAACCUAUCAAGUUGUUUUAUAGGAUUCACCUGUUCCUGAUAAUAUUGCAUUUAUUUUAGUAUAAUUUAUUAAUAUUAACACUGAAUAUUUUAAACAAUCAAAAUUCAUAAAAAAGCAUUUUGUCAGAAGAGUUAUAGCUGCAUUAAGCUGAUUCUUGCUUAUUACAUACAUUCAUUAAUUACUUUAAUGAAUUUACAUGGCAGUGUCAUUUUCUACUUGUGUGUGAUAAAAACAUAAAUAAUGAAUUCAGCACUUUUUUGUUUCUGGUAUUGGCAUUGAUUUAGAAACAUUCCAGCAGGCUAGGUUUUUGUCUCUAAAGGGUCUGAACUAUAGCCAAAGGAUUUUGAGCAACUCCUUGCUAAUGUAUUAGUAAGUCCUGUCUUGGUACAAUUCACCCUUAUUGUAAGGCUCUCAUUUGUAACACUCAUUCUGAUAAGUGAGGCUAUGUAAUUUUAGCUCCUAUGUACAUUAAACUCAAAUAGCAUCUCCAUCUUUAUAAAGUUCAGAAAUCUUGGUUCUCAAGAAGAGUGGUAUAGACAGAGUACAAUGUAAAGGCAGACAUCUGCAAUACUGCAACAUCUUCCUAGGCUUUUAUUAUAGUAAAUUAAGUUUGUCAUUUCUUUAAAAGUGACAAGAGGCCCUAUAUUUUGAACGUCCUUAGGCCAACUGGAAUGCAGACCUAAGCCUUACCAUUAUAUUAUAGUGUCACUAGUUAUAGGCUUGUGUCAGCACUUCUGAUAUAAAACCCCUGUUUUAAUGGUUUACUACCUGGCCUUAGAAAUUAGUUGUGGCCUGAAUUUUAACAUACAAGGUUGUUCUGUUGGAAACAGAAUUUCAAAGAAAAGUUAUGGCCAUUUUUGUGCAAAAGUGAAUGUUAAAGGUUUACUGUUUUGCUUGUUUAUUUAAAAAUAUAGAGUGCACAUUGAACUGUUUUUUGUGGGGGGGAGCUUAUGGCAAAAGAUUAGCAGGUGAUAUUUAAUCACUUGUAUAGUAAAAAUAAUUAAAACAGUCAAGUAAGCAUUUUAGAGGAGUGUGAAAUAUUCAUAAACAAAAAGUAUAGUAAACCACUGUAAAUCAACAUUUUUCCAGAUUUUAUUAUAAACUUGAGACCGUUUUAAUGAAAAAUGUUGUUGGACAUGUACAUUUCUCAAGUAAAGGGUCUCAUUUGCUGGUAAAGAUGAGCCCAGGCUUGAGUAAAAAUGGCUUCUCUGUUGAAAAUGUGCAAAAAAUUGUGUUUGUUUUUUCAUUGUGAAAAUAGCCAUUUUGAAAAAGGAAACCCACAUAAAACUAAGCUGUGGAGUAAAAUCACAUGAAACUGCUAACAUUUAUGCAUAAAAUUUCAUAAAUCAAAAAUGAUGAAUUUUUGCACAGCUCUGUUAACAUGUAUAGAAUGCAUCCUACAAACAUAGGACUAUACUGUUCGUACCUUAUUCUGCAAGUAGUUUCAUGGACUUCAGGAAGACUUUAUGUAGAGUAAAAUGCUACUGAGUGUGAGUAUGGGUAUUGCAAUCGAGCCCAUACUUAGGAUUUAUUUUUUUAAAGUGUAAAUGUACUUAAUGGAUAGAGUGAAGCAGUUCCAUAAUUACACUUUUAUUUUAAAACCCUCAAAUUACCACCUUUAAACUAUGAAGACUCUGUUCGUGUAGCGUCAUUGACAUGGUUUGUCAGAGCCGAGCUAACGUAGCUCCCAUGUCAUUAAUAAAAAAGAAUGUUUUCUAUAAUCAUAUGUUGUUUUGAUUUUAACACAAACAGUUUAGAUGGUAGAAAUUUGGACAGCAGAUGGUGGAUCCCACAGUUUAGGAGAUAUUCAGGGUCUCAGCUAUUUGAAUACAAGUUAUAGAUAAUAGGAAAAGUGUGGAUAAUAAGCUUCAUGCUUCUUUUUCACAUGCUGCUCAAGAGCUACCAUUAACACUGAGCCAAUGAAUUGGUAUGCUGGAGAGAGAGAGAGAUGCUGUAAAAGAGGCACUUAAAAUAUUAUUGUCCUAUUUAAAAUUAUAGGCCAAACUCUAUUGUGGUAUGGCUUUUUUGCACCAAACCACUGAGGUCAUCUAGCUGUGGAGCCAUCUUAACUGGCUCCAGAAGGACCAUCCUAAUAUAAGGCUGAUCUACCGGAGGGAUGGAGCUGAUUUAGGGGUUCUUGUGCCAUUCCAGCCACCUGUGACUGGGAUAGCAAGGGAAAAAGGCAUGUCUGGGGAAAAUGGAGCAUGACCAAGUUGCUCCUGCAUUAUGCUAAUCAUUGGCUGUCUUUUCAGUUCCUUGUGGCCAUUGCAACUCACGUGCUGUUUCAACAUAGCACAGGGGGAAUGGCCUGCACACAGCAGCUCCCAAGAUCAUAGGAGUGCAAAGGUGAGCUUUCCGUCAUCUUUGCACACCACUGACCAACACUCUUCACAGUUAGGCUGCCACAUAGGACCUGAUUCCAUAUGUUCAAAUGGUAAUUUCCUUGCCUAUGUUACUAAUAAUGCAUGUGAUUCUUAAAACUGAAAGCGUAUUGCAAGUGUAAAUUAUUUUCUGCCAUUUAUUGGCUUGUUUGUGUACUCUUUCUAUUUCUUAAGGAUUGGACAAUGAGAAUAGACUAGUCUGGUUCACUUUGGUUUCUAGUCAAUUGCGCUUUAAGUUUCUCCUCUCUAAGCACAAGACUGCACUUUUGUAUUGUAAAUAUAGAUUGGGAAUAUUUUUGUUUGUUUUUCUUUUGAAAUAGCAACCACAGAAUUAUUGGAAAUAUUUGUGUUGGUCUUAAACUUGGUAAAAACUUACUUUUACAAACCUAAUUGUGUGGCCAGAUGUGACCUGACAAAAUGAGGAGCCAAAGUACCAUAGCCUGAUGGUAAUUCUAGAAAACCUUGCAUCCAGGUAAAGUUCCUGCUAGUGCCUCAAAAUUAACCCUUCUUCAAAACCUGCUAAAAUCUCAUUGUGCUGCUUUUAAAAGUAAAGAGUAUUUAACUCAGUAGAAGUGUCAUGGUGAAUCAAGCUUGACCAUCCGUAUAUAGCAGUAAGAUUUAGUUCAUACAAAAACUGAAAUUCUGUGUUGGCUGAAAUUGUUUGGAAUGCAAUAAGUGAUAAUAACUCCCAAGUCUGUUGACUAUCAGGGUAUGAUGUGAGGCCUGUUUUCCCAUUCUUUGAAGAAAGAUGUGAGUUUGGAGUUUGUAUGUGGGUAUAAAGGAAUGGUUAUUGACAGUUAUGAAGGGUUAAUUUGGGUAUGCAACAUUUGGGCUAUUUUUAUAAGAUUUGUAAUAGUUUUUACUGUAUAUGCACCUAAAACAAACAGGCAUAUUUUAAAAAUCUAAAUAAAAGUAAUUCUCCUUAGUCACACUGACUUGUUAGACUGCAAGCAGGAUUAAGAUUAGAUUAUUUUCCUUUCACUUCCACUAUUUGUAAAUUAGAAAUCACUCUUGGAAGCCAAUGGUGUUAUUCUGAUGUAAAACUGGUGGAAGGGAAAGGAGAAUCAGAGUCCAAAUCUUUAGAUGGGACACACAGACCCAGAUUUUGACUCAUCUUAAAACUGUUAGAAUGUAGACAAUGUUUAGAUUAUAACGGCCCCAUGCAGCAGAAAACUGACUGCUGGCCAAUGGAAGUUUUGGCUGGCUGUGUAGUCACAUUUUUGGCAAGACUCAUCAUUGACCUACAACCCCCUUGCACUGUAAUUCCUGACACAAAUGGACUGUAGGGCAGGCAUAAAGUCCGUUAAUGAAUAGCAUUGGCUCAAGGGGGAUUCUGUGCCAGGAAUCGAGCUGGGUUGCUCUGCCCCCCAUAGAAGCCUUUGGCACUGGGUAUGUUCUGGGGUAUAUUGGGGUAGGAGGAGGCUUGGCCAGAGCACCGCUUCGCUCUGAUGAUUUCCCAAUGUUGCAAAACCCAUAAGGGUCCUAAGCUGCACAAGGGGCUAACCAAUCCCUAGCAUGUCCUUAUUAUGAGAUGUUUUUUCUUUGGUGGAGGUUGUAUAAUGCUGAAAACUGCACCCUUUUCAUUGUCAGGUGUAUCGAAUGGGGUUGUUGAAAUGAUGUUAGGAAACACUGAACAUUUUCAGAAUAUUCUCCCACCUCAACCUCUAUAUGGGAAGGAGUGGUAAUUAGGAUCUUUCCCUGACUGACUGACAUUUUUAAUCAGGGAAGAAUUUUAAAAGCACUACCUAGCUUAAAGAACUGACUGACAAUGCCCCUGUGAAUGGAUUUCAGCCAGGAAGAGGGGGGCCUGUCUGUCUAAAGAGUCACCUAUAGCAAGUGGAGAUCAGAAAAGCCCUUCUGCAAUAGCAAAAGGGAUGGGGCACCCAAUCCAUAUCAGACAAUUCAGGAGUUAGCAUUGGUAUGUGUACACACACGCUUCAAGCAAACCUUUUAACACACUAGAUUCUCAGAACUGUGCUGACAUCACUGCCAUUCUCAAUUACAUUUAAGGCACCACUGACAUAAACAAGAAAUUAACAGAUAUCAUAGUUCCAAUCAUGGCCUCAGCUGCUCACUGCUGGUAUUGGGGGAUGUCUGCCCAUACACAGGGAGACAUCUAACUACAUGCCAUAACAAUACUGCCCCAAGGCUUAAAAUGCAGAUUUAUCAGCAAGUAUUUGAAGGUUCAAAUCUCCCUAUAGGUAAAGGAUUUUCUUUUUAAUUUUGUUUUAUUUUCCUUAAUUUGAUUUGACAUUUUUCUCUUUCAGUCCUUAUCUGGAAAAUUUAAAAAAGGGUGUGUGGGUUUGUUUUUCCUUCCUCCUCUCUUACCCUUGAAAAAGCAGAGAGAUUGGAAGAAAAGCACCAAGUAGCCUCAGGUACAUCUCCGAAUUUAGUUCCAGGAGUGCACCAGACCCACCUGAUAGCAGCAGCACUGCAGCUAUCAUGGUUGGCUCCCUGUGUAAGCAUAGACUUACACAGCAUAGCAGAGAACAUCUGCGGUCACAAUACAUCUUUGUACACAGAUAGAGCCAGCAAAAGAAGCUAUGUUGGCUUCUACUUCAUACAAAACGGGAGAGGGGGAAGGUCAGAGUUACCAGAUACAGAAAGAUAAACUGAGUAAUAAUAGAAAUGUUACUUUCAAAUUUGCAAGAGGGCCUUAUAAAGAUCGAGGAGUGAAAAAUCAACAACUAUUUUAAAAAGGUGUUUGACAUUCCCCCUUUAAUUCUGAAAUUGCUGUGUCAAUUGAAAGGUGUCUUUUAUAGGACUGUCAAGCCCCUUAGAAAUAAGGCUACGUUUGUUUGUUUUUUUACUAAGGAUGCUCUAAUCCCCUUUUUAGCCUGUGUGAUAUAAACCCACCUUAAUGGUUAUCAGUAUUAAAUGUGAAAUUAUUUUGUAAACAAUUAAAAUGUUAGCCUUAAUGAAGAUGGAAGUUAAAAUGGAAUACACAUACAAAAUUUUUAAAAAGUCAAAUAUAUUGGAAUUGGAAAGCACUAUUGCCUAUAAUUUCCUUAUUGUAGGGCUCUCUAUUUAUUGUGAAAUCUGUACUGUAUUUAUCAUAGAAAAUAUCCAUGUAAGUAUAUCACAGUGUUCCAUAUUUCCCAAUGUCUAACUUACUAUUUGGGUUAUGUGAAGGCUUUGAAAAUGGAUUACUGUGAUCUUUAAAUUCAUGAUUUUCCUCCCCCAUUUUUUUUAAUAUAGUUUUUUUUAAUAUUUCUUUGUGCCUUCUACCAUUGUAUAUUUCUGCAUGUUUAGUAAUAGAGCUCAUUCAUGUAGCUAAUGCAUAUGUACAUAGCUGUAUGUAUGUGUGUUUGAAUGUAUUCAUAUCUAGCUCUGUGUAAUAUAUUAUGUACAGUGUAUAUAAAGUGUGUAUGUAUAUGUACAUAUAUGUAGCCAUGUAUUCAUACAUUUUUAUAUGUUAAAAGAAAGUUUAUGAUUGGGUUGCUAAUCAGGGCCUUCCUAAUUUUAAUUUCUUGGUCCAGACUUGGCCCUGCCGUAAGCAGGAUCAUCUCCCUUAACUUUAGUAGAGUUCUACCUGUUUCUAAACCAAGGCUGAAUUUGACACUUUGUCCGCAGUGCUUUUUUAAAAAAUCUGUCAUUUGAGGUUUUCACGUUAUUUUCUCAGCCUUUUCUGAUGGCUGGUAGGAGCCAUCCAAUUGAGAGUUAGUAGAAUCUACAAUUCCCAAGGGAAAACAUAAAAUAAAAAUAGUAAAUAUUCUCUUAUAUUCUUGAUAGAUGCAGUGGGGCUUUUUCUAGCCCUCUGAGAGAGAUCUAUUUGUAAAGUUUUAAAGUGAUUUCUUUAAGUCUCCAUUAGUGGCUAAUUAGAAGAAAGGCUGCCAUAUAUCUUUGAACUAUACCCCCCAGAAUAAAGUAAAAGGCAGAAUGCAAUGCAUGGUGCAAUAAAUGUCAUUUCUAAAAUCUUCAACAACAAGACCAUAACAGUCAUGUCAUACAGUUUAAGACCAGAAGGGAUCACCAGAUCAUCUAAUCUGACCUACUGUAUGUCACAGGCCAACAUCAUCAUCCAGCACCCGCACACUAAAUCCAACAACCGAAAUUAGACCAAAGUAUUACAGCCCACAGGAAACUAAACUAUCGUGUAUCAUAGGCAAAUAGGAGGGAGUAAGGUGCACAAGUGCCUGAGGCCCCUGCAGUGGCAGGGAAAUGAUUUAGUGAGAUAUACACAGAUAAUCCUGGCAAGCAAUGUGCAUCCGCAUGCCACAGAAGGAGGCAAAGAAACCCAGAGGUUUCUGCCAGUCUGUCCUGGGGGGAAAUUCCUUCCUGAUCCCACCUAUGGCAAUCAAUUAGACCCCGAGCACCUGAGACAGAGAUGAUCAGUGCCUCCUCAGAGCCCUGACCCACCCUGCCCAAUGUCCCAUCUCCAGCCAUGGCCAUCCCGGAUGCUUCAGAGGAAAGACAUUAAAAAAGCCACCCAGAAUACAUUGUGGGACGGAAUCCCUUCCUCUCUGCAGGUGGGUAGCUGAAAUCCUGAAGCAUGAGAUUUUAGGAACAUGAGACAUAAACUGGAAAUGAGCUCCAGAGCUACUGAGUCCUGCCCCCUACCAUCAGAAGCAACCCUGAAGCUGCACUCAACAAUUUGUCCAGUUCUCUCUUAAAAGCAAUGAAGUUGUUUGCCCCCACAACUCAUAUUGGAAGGAUGUUCCAGAGCCUCACCCCACUGAUGGUUAGAAACUUUCUUCUAAUUUCUAGCCCGAAUUUGUUCAGGGCCAGUUUAUGUCAAUUUUUUCUAGUGCCAACAUUGUUCAUGAGCUUAAAUAGGUCUUCACCGCCCGCCCCCUUGCCAGAAUUAACUGCCUUAAUGUAUUUAUGGGAAGUAAUCAUAUUCCAGUCUUUUCUCAUAAGAGAGGCCCUCCAUUCCUCUGAUCAUCCUAGUAGCUCUUCUCUGUACCAGUUUGAACUUAUAAUUAAUCAUUUUUUAACCUGGGUGACCAGAAUUGUACACAAUAUUCCAAAGGAGGCCUUACCAGUGCCUUGUACAGUAGUAUAAAUACGUCUCUAUUUCUACUGGAAAUGCUUCGCCUGAUACAUCCUAGGAUUGCAUUUGCCUUUUGCACAGCAAUAUCACAUUGGUGGCUCAUAGUCAUCCUGUGAUCAGCCCAUACACUCAUGUCUCACACUUCCUCUGUCGCUUACAACUGAUGAGCUCUUAGCUUGUUGCAGAAAUUCUUAUCAUUAGUCGUCCCUAAGUGCAUGACAUUGCAUUUUGUAUUAUUUAAUUUCAUCCCAUUUCUGUCACUCCAGUCCUCGAGGUCAUCCGGAUCGUCCUGUACAAUAUUCCGAUCCUCCUCUGCAUUGACAAUGCCUCCCACCUUUGUGGUGUAAAAUGUCCAUUUUUUUAAUAAUCAGUAUGCUAAAUUAUCCGAUUAUAUGGAAAUUUAAAUUAGAGUAAGCCCCAGAAUUAGACUACAUUCCUCUACACUGUAUUCCUUGUUUCUAUCGCAGAAGGGCUGAGAGGAGUGUGCUGAAACAGUCCUCUCACAUGCUCUAUUUCUAUAAAAAUAGAGAUCAGUGGAAACCAGACUGAAGAAAAUGAUCAGUCAGAGAUAGGUAAGGCAACAAAAUUGUCCAUAUGAGAUUCAGUUUUUAAUGUUUUCUUCAAUAGUUUAAAAAAUAAAACAACUUCAGUUAGCUAUGCAAGUAACAUCCAGUUAUGGAAAUUAAAUGCUCAGAAAACUGAACAAUUAUAUUAUUACUGAUAAAAACAUGAGAAGCACUGAACUCUAUCACAAAGAAUUUCUGAAAUUCAUUUUGUUCUGAGGUUAAUGUAAUUAUUUUUGCACAAGACUUUUUAUGUAAAUCCAAGUUAGCUGAAAGGAAAAUUAACAAGAUCUAAAGACCUUUCAGUAACUUAAGUGGUUAAAAUAUUCUCCCUUAGAAUAAUUUUGUACAUAUCCUGGGCCCAAAUCUUUGAGCACUCCAUGUGCUCAACUCCCAUUGCCAUCUGAAGUCAAGGGGAACGCCUCACAUGCGUAAGCUUUUGCAGGAUCAGGGCCUUGGAUGUAAAGUCUUUGCUGUGAAGAAUACUAAGAAUGUGUUCCUUUUUGCCAUACUGUUUAAUAAACAUAUGUAGACUUUGUUUCAAAUAUUGACUUUGUUAAACACCCAUCUUUUUAACAUUUCAAGCCCAAUUUUUGAGGCCUUCUGCAUGUAAAAUGCCCAUUUAAAUCAAUGGGAGAAUUUCUUGCAUAAGUUGGCCCUUCCUUUGGUGUCAUGACAAUCAUAUUGUUUGAAUAUUCUUGCUUUUCUGUUGCAAAUAGAAUGGCAACCUUAAUGUCUUUAAAGGUUUGUUGUUUUUUUUCAAUAAAAUGUUUUAAGGUUAAGAAAUGGAUUGGGGUGUUGAUCAGCAUUGCAGCCAUUUCAAAGAAUAAUAAUUAAACUGUGAAUUUAAAAAAUAAUGCCCAUAUUCUAAGACUGAAGGGUUAUGGAACUCACAGGUUUGAAUUUUUUCUCUUUUGAAAGACAAAAUGUGCUUAAAUAUAAAUAUGGAUGAAAUAUGUUAUGUACUAUCUUGCAGGAACUACAAGAUGUGAAAUCAGCUUCCUGUAGUGUUCAGAGACAGCCAAAUUCUGAGAAGCGCUGAGCAGCUUCAAUUCCCAUUGCAGGUGCUCUGCACCUCUCAGUAAUUGGCUCAUUGCACAUAAAAAUCUGUUCCUAGAAACAUCUAUUACUGCUAAGCAGG
Messenger RNA from Mauremys reevesii (Reeves's turtle), 12695 nucleotides. It is a transcript of the gene NR2C2, whose product is annotated as nuclear receptor subfamily 2 group C member 2. The transcript has 17 exons. The coding region runs from base 331 to 2328 and encodes 665 amino acids. Gene Ontology annotation, molecular function: RNA polymerase II cis-regulatory region sequence-specific DNA binding; nuclear receptor activity; zinc ion binding. Lineage: Eukaryota; Metazoa; Chordata; Testudines; Geoemydidae. The record is from RefSeq and is a predicted model, not a curated record. Gene Ontology annotation, biological process: positive regulation of embryonic development; cell differentiation; positive regulation of transcription by RNA polymerase II.